AUGGACAACGUCCCGAUCCGCGACCGCCAUGCCUCCAUCAUUCUAGUCGGACUGCCCGGCGCAGGCAAGCGAUCGCUAUCGUUCAUCGCAGCUUCGUACCUAGGAUGGCGCUGGAUUAGUGGCGGUUUAUACUUUCACAGAGCCACAGGCAUCUCCGAGAAGGCUUUCCUGGACAAAUUCGGCCACGAGCAGUUUCAAGCCCGUAUGCUCGAUGUUGUGCGGCAAAUGCUUUUGCAGAAUCCGCAGGAAGCCGUUAUUGACUGUGGCUAUGCCAGUCUGCAUGAGCCGGUUCACGAUUUGUUACAAGGAUACCGCACCACGCGCCGAGUUGUUCACAUUUUAAGGUGCUACAAGCAGAUCUCAAGGCUGGACGACCUCAGUGAAGAAGCCUUACUCCGCAUGCAAAGGCCUGAUCACGCCUUGCAUCAGUGUGCCGAUUUCACCUAUUUCAAUCUACAUGACUCUACUGCUGCAGCAGUCUUGGAUGACACCACAGCGUCGGCAACGCCACAUCAGUCCUUCGCACUAAGAAGUGCUAAAUGCGAUAUUGAAAGCUAUGUGGACCGCCUCCUUGGUCGGAUUCCCGUCAAAGACACUGGUGUCUUCUCAAUGGCCGGUCUCUCGCUGGAGAGGAGGGCCCGCAGUUACGUGAUCACGCUCAAGCUUUCUGACUUCGCCUCUAGCACCUUGGAUCUGACCUCUCUCGAGCUGUGUGAAGAUGCCGUCGAGCUGAAGAUUGACACUGUCUCAAAUACCCUGCUGCGAGACACUGCCAGGUUUGUAGCAAGUCUCCGCCGUCACAUGGACGCCGAGCUCAUCUACACCAUUGAUACGAUUGUGAUGGCCGAAGCACGAUUCACUACCGAUCAGCUUACAUCGCUGCUCCAAUUUGGUGCCAGAGUCGCUGUAGAUUAUAUUACCGUUGAUCUGGAAAUGCCGGACGCCGUACUUCACGCGAUGAUCCGCAACAAAUCGUCUACUCGGCUCAUCGGUCACAAACAUUUCGCUCCGGCUUUAGGAGGCGGGUGGCUCGACCCUGCCAGAUCGCAAUCCUUGCAACAAAGCCAUUACGCCAGCCUUGACGUUUUACGGUUCACGCAGGAAGCUUUAUCGCGAGAUGACAACGAGGGUGUUGUAAACUUCCGUCGCGAGGCGAGGUCGCGGGUUGGACAUAUACCGGUGAUAGUGGCAUACAAUACCGGGCAUUUGGGCAGGACUUCGCUGGUCACAAGCAAUGUUCUUGUUCCCGUGAGCCCAAGAUUCUUCCCACUGAACGUGAUGGAUGCCAGCAUCACCGAAUUCGACCUCCAAAGAGCUACUGCCGCCUUAUUCCACACAUACCAAUACGACUCGCUCAUCUACACUAUGGUGGGUGACAAUGUACUGCAGAGCCGAACACCACAGAUGCACAAUGCAGCAUAUAAGAUACAUGGUCUUCUGCAUUCUUUUCGGCCGCUCGUAACGUCUUCCUUCGAGGAUGCGCUUCACGCGUGGUAUCAGCCCGAUUUCGGCGGCUCGGCUGUCAGCUACCCUUACAAGGAAAUAGCAUGUCGGGCGUGUCUCGAAACCAGUCCUCACGCGUCGGCGAUCGGGUCCGUCAACACCGUCCUACCAUUGCGACGAAGUGCAAAGUUGCCGCAGCAAGCAGCACUGGUGCGCAAUACCGCAGGCGAAGCUGCUGGUUUAUACGGAGAUAACAGUGAUUGGUACGGAGUCUAUGCGUGUCUGCGAGAAGCGAUGUCACCUUGGAACUCCGCAAACAUACCAAAGGCCACGACGCUGGUAUUCGGCGCUGGUGGCACAGCCCGUGCGGCUGUGUAUGCGCUACUGCAAAUUGGAUACAGAUCAAUCUUUCUGCGAAAUCGAACGCAAUCGAACGCCGAGCGAGUAGCGGCACAUUUCAACAAAUGGGCUUACGACAACCUUGGUACCCGCUCGGAGGUUGUACGCUACUUACCCGCCCUUCAGUCUGCAUGGCCCACAGGGCAGUCUUUGCCAUCCGUAAUCAUAUCAUGCAUUCCAGCGUCUCGGCUGAAUGACACCACCACACUGCCCUCAAUUUGGCUCUCCAAUGCACAUGGCGGGGUCGCGGUCGAUUUCUCUUAUGCUCCGGUUGAUACACCUCUGCUUUCUUUAGUGCGUCGACACGAAGCUACUACGGGUCAACCGUGGUCCACUGUUGACGGCUUGCAAAUCCUGCUUGAACAGGGCAUGAGACAAUUUGAACAAAUGACAGGACGUCGAGCGCCGGUCAAGACGAUGCGGCAUGCAAUGUAUGCCGAGGAUUCGCCUGAAUGA
Recurvomyces mirabilis is the source of this 2298-nucleotide messenger RNA. RefSeq lists its product as uncharacterized. The transcript is spliced from 2 exons. The coding region runs from base 1 to 2298 and encodes 765 amino acids. The record is from RefSeq and is a predicted model, not a curated record. Gene Ontology annotation, biological process: shikimate metabolic process; chorismate biosynthetic process. NCBI's taxonomy places the organism in Eukaryota, Fungi, Ascomycota, Dothideomycetes, Mycosphaerellales, Teratosphaeriaceae. Gene Ontology annotation, molecular function: shikimate 3-dehydrogenase (NADP+) activity; 3-dehydroquinate dehydratase activity.